This is a messenger RNA of Acanthosepion pharaonis, 621 nucleotides long. The record is from the annotation of a GenBank genome assembly. NCBI's taxonomy places the organism in Eukaryota, Metazoa, Mollusca, Cephalopoda, Sepiida, Sepiidae.
AUGGAAAUAUACCGUGCGAUUGUUUACCUUUUCUUCCUUCUUCGGCUGACGUCAACCAUUCUUCCUGCCUUUCCUUGUCAAUUUAGACAGAAUAAAAACAAUGGCCAUACAUUCAAUAUAACUUUUUUCUUUCUUUUUUCUAUAUAUCAUUGUUUCAUUCCACCUAUCUUUUUUUCUUCUUUUAAUUCGUCUUUGUUUUAUUUCUUUCUUUUUUCGCUUGAUUCUUUCUUUUCAACAAUCAAUUCCGGCUGUUCAUCUACCUUCUUUCGUUCGUGUAAUUUUUAUUUGACCUUCUUUAUUUCUAUCUAUCUAUCUAUCUAUCUAUCUAUCUAUCUAUCUAUCUAUCUAUCUUUAUUUAUUUAUUUAUAUAUAUAUAUUUGCAGUAAUCAGUUUUGGCUGUCCAUCGAUCUUCUUUCAUUCGUUUUUGGCUGUCCAUCGAUCUUCUUUCAUUCGUGUAAAUUUUCUUUGACCUUUAUUUUUUCUAUCUAUCUAUCUAUCUAUCUAUCUAUCUAUCUAUCUAUCUAUCUAUCGUUAUUUAUUUAUUUGCAGCAAUCAAUUUUGGCUGUCCAUCGAUCCUUCUUUCGAAGUUGCAAUUUUUCUUACUUUCUUUAUUUCUUUUAA